AUGGCAUACUUUGGGAGGGCGCCUUUCUCACACAGUGAAUUUUGUGAAGGACAGGCUGGGGACCAAGCAUCUUGCCCAAUGUACCAUUCUGGUUCUGCUGGAGAGGUCCGUCUAGGAUUCGAUCGAAUAGUUGAUGAAGUCAGCAAUGAGUUUUUUUUUUAUGGUUCGUCACAUUCACAUCAUCAUGAAGAAAUUUUUUUCCCAUCGGAUGUCUUUGGUCUGAACGUGCCUGACCAGCAGUUUUGUGGUCAGCCUCUAGUUCCUUAUGGUGAACUUUGCCCUGGGAAUCCUAUCUCUCACUGGCAGCAAGACACAGUGUCACCAAUGGUUGGCUUCAGAUCUUCUUUACUAUCCGAUUACAGAAACUUCUCUCUGGUGGAUCCCUACCCCUACAGUCAAGAGAGAGAAUUCUAUGGAGAGAAUACUCUAAGUCCAGUCACAAGUGUGUUUGAGUCAAACGUGGAAAGAGGCAACACAAAUCUGAAUUUUCAGAUAGGCUUUGACAAUGUAGAUGCUCAAUGUCCUGUUUUCUUAGACAACUAUCCAUUUGGACAAGAAGCGAGAGGUCAAAGUGGAAAUGGGGCAGCUUGUUUAACCAACACUUCCAGAAGAUGCGACAUAGGACCUAUGUGGCCCACAAGCUUUGGACAUGACAGAGAGGCUAUGGGUUGGUCUAUCCAGCUGGUUGAAGCACAUCAAGGAAGCAAUGAAAACACAGUCGCUUUUUGCAAUGCAGUGGAGAAGAUAAGAAAUGCCUAUCCUGCUUCUGACUUGAAGACAAAUACUGGGAAAAUCUGGAGUGUCGCAACAAGGUUCCCAGACCAGGUCCUCGAUGAAUCAAAAUUCAAAAUCAGUGUUUGGACAGAUUCUUCACCAUAUCCUCUGCUUCUUACGCAGCAUGCUGGCUGUAUCACUCAUGACUUAAUUGUUGAGCUCCUCCGUUGCACAAAUCAAUACCCAGUCCAGACGGAGUGCCUUCUAAGUGUUUGUGGGUCUGAUGAAUUCUUACAAAAUAAUCAUACUUUGGGAAGCCAUGAAAGCCUUCGCAAGGCAACCACCUGCAUUCAGCUUCAACUACACACCACUAGUGAUUUGAAGCAAAGUUUGGCUCGAACGCAUGAGGAUGACCAAAGACGGUUCAGUGUGAAUCAGCUAUUAGAAAACACUUGUGCCUGGAGGCUGACUCGACAGAACCUUGUCUCAGUUGUUAUGAAAUAUAGAGGUCAAGUGGAGGAUCUAUUGCAAAAUGAGGUAUUUAAGGUUGAUAAUGUGAUUGAAGCAGCUAAAGCAAUCUGCAGUGUCCUCUGUUUUGUGGAAACCAGGGACAUUACUGAUGCAGUCAAGAAACUCCGUGCAGUGCCAUUGGUGAACGCACAGAAUUCACUUCAAAGUGUAGAAACACCAGACAAAGCAUUAAUAGAGGCUGCUGUGACUGAGCUGUCCAUGGCCAUCUCUUGUCUCAUCCAUGUUUACAGCAGCAGCUUUGAUGCAAAUUUCCAGCUUGCCAGCAUACCUAAAAGCCCUUCAUGUACAGACAUCAGCCUAGACUCCCAGCUCAGCUUCACUGUUUAUGCUGCCCAUAACAUCCCAGAAGCCUGGGUGAACAGCUACAAAGUUUUCUCUUUUUCCUGUUCACUGACUUAUGCUGGGAAGACAAUAUGUCAAGUGAAGAUUUGCAAAAAUAUACUGAUUAAAAGAUCCUUCUUUUUCUUGACUGACUGGAAUGAGAAAAUCAGCUUUCUUGGAGUAAACAAUGCCUCUAAAAAUACAGAAGUGCUUGCUUGGACAUGCUCCCCAUUGUAUCCAAAAGAGUAA
Molecule: messenger RNA, 1815 nt
Organism: Leptosomus discolor (cuckoo roller)
Lineage: Eukaryota; Metazoa; Chordata; Aves; Leptosomiformes; Leptosomidae
Source: RefSeq, a predicted model, not a curated record